GUCGUGUGGUGGUGGAAUCAAGAAUCCAUAAAUCUUUUGACCCGUACCCGACCCGGCUCUAUAUACACAUUUGGUUCUUCUUCCUCGACAUCAAUCAGGCGAAGAAGAAACGGAAAUGAUUCCGUUUCCACUGCUACCGACGCCGAUAGAAACAAGCUACAGGGCUUGCACCAUUCCUUACAGAUUCCCUUCCGAUAAUCCCGGGAAAGCCACUCCCACUGAAAUCUCCUGGAUCAACGUCUUCGCUAAUUCCAUCCCUUCUUUCAAGAAACGUGCAGAGAGUGAUACAACGGUUCCAGAUGCUCCUGCUAAAGCUGAAAGAUUUGCAGAAAGAUAUGCGGGAAUUCUUGAAGACUGGAAGAAAGAUCCAGAGAGCCAUGGCGGGCCACCAGAUGGCAUUAGUCUCGGCCGAGUUCGUGAGCAAAUAAUCAGAGAGUUAGGAUUUAGGGACAUAUUCAAGAAAGUGAAGGAGGAGGAGAAUGCAAAGGCAAUAUCACUAUUUCCUGAAGUUGUCAGUCUGAGUGAUGCUAUUGAAGAUGAAGGAGAGCGAUUAGAGAAUUUGGUGAGAGGGAUAUUCGCUGGAAACAUCUUUGAUCUAGGUUCUGCGCAGCUUGCUGAGGUUUUCUCAAGGGAUGGUGGUAUCUCUUUCUUAGAUACCAGUCAAAACUUGGUUUCACGACCAUGGGUCAUUGAUGACUUGGAAAACUUCAAAGCCAAAUGGAUCAAGAAGCGAUGGAAAAAGGCAGUAAUUUUUGUUGACAAUUCUGGUGCAGACAUAAUUUUGGGUAUUUUGCCGUUUGCAAGAGAGAUGCUUCGUCGAGGAAUGCAGGUGGUGCUGGCUGCUAACGAGCUGCCAUCUAUCAAUGAUGUAACAUACACCGAGCUUACAGAGAUCUUGUCACAGUUGAAGGAUGAAAAUGACCAAUUGAUAGGCGUCGAUACUUCAAAUCUUCUGAUUGCAAAUUCAGGGAAUGACUUAGCGGUUAUUGAUCUCUCAAGAGUAUCACAAGAGCUUGCUUACCUUUCAUCUGAUGCAGACUUAGUCAUCCUAGAAGGCAUGGGUCGUGGAAUCGAGACAAACCUCUAUGCUCAGUUCAAGUGUGAUUCUCUCAAUAUCGGAAUGGUGAAGCAUCUUGAAGUAGCAGAGUUUCUUGGAGGGCGGCUUUAUGACUGUGUCUUCAAAUACAGUGAAGUCCAGACUUGAAUUCCAGUAAUCUUUUCUCAGGUCUCAUCAUCAUACACCAUUUUAGGGUGUUGUAACUAAAGAUCCUCCUCACCCUCUGCAUUCAGACAUGAGACUUAGAGUUCUCUGUCAUUCUUUAUUACAGCACGCACAAGCCUCCGUUCUUUUUUCUAUAAUUCGUGUUAAUGUUAAAAUUAAGCAAUGGCUUGAUUGUUUUUCAUUGAAAAAGAAUUGCUGUCGUAGUAUGGUUAUAAAAAGAAAGUAAUGCUGGCAA
Molecule: messenger RNA, 1457 nt
Organism: Eutrema salsugineum
Lineage: Eukaryota; Viridiplantae; Streptophyta; Magnoliopsida; Brassicales; Brassicaceae
Exons: 12
Coding region: 116-1204 (362 amino acids)
Biological process (GO): coenzyme A biosynthetic process
Cellular component (GO): nucleus; cytosol
Molecular function (GO): pantothenate kinase activity; ATP binding
Source: RefSeq, a predicted model, not a curated record